Molecule: messenger RNA, 3751 nt
Organism: Trichechus manatus latirostris (Florida manatee)
Lineage: Eukaryota; Metazoa; Chordata; Mammalia; Sirenia; Trichechidae
Product: zinc finger protein 615
Exons: 4
Coding region: 195-2381 (728 amino acids)
Biological process (GO): regulation of DNA-templated transcription
Source: RefSeq, a predicted model, not a curated record
CCUGCAGGUCCUGGCUCCCCAGGAGAAAGAAUGAAGUGAAGGAAGGAGAAAGAAAUUCCAAGACUUUGGCGUCGUCAGUUCUGUGAAUACUUAUGACCAAAGACUGAGAUUUUUGAAGAGACAUUCAGAUCUAAUCCAGGAGAGAAAAAUACAGAGCAUACCAGUUAGCGACCAUUUCCCAAAUUUAGAAGAAAAUGAUCCAAGCCCAGGAAUCACUGACAUUCGAUGAUGUGGCUGUGGAAUUCACCUGGACAGAGUGGCAGCUCCUUGGUCCUGAUCAGAAGGACCUGUACUGGCAUGUGAUGUUGGAGAACUAUAACAACCUGGUGUCUGUGGCUGGCAAACCAGAUGCACUCUCCAAGUUGGAACAAGGGGAAGAACUGUGGACAACAGAAGAUGAAAUUCACUGUCGAAUCUGUCCAGAAAUCAGGAAAGUUGAUGAUCAUCUCCAACGACACUUGCAAAAGCAAAGAAUUCAGAAGUGUGCGGAACAAUGCUAUGAACAUAAUGCAUUUGGAAAUAUUUUUAAUCAGAGAAAAAGUAAUUUUCCAUUAAAGCAACACCAUAUGUUUGACUUGCAUAGAAAAACUUUGAAAUCAUAUUUAACUUUAGAAAACCAGAACACAAGUGGUGACCUAAUAAUGCUUAAUAAGUUUAAUGGAUAUGGACAAUCGUUUCUCCAUGAUAAGCAUGAACAACUUUAUACUGAUAAUAAAUUCCAAGAAAGUGUAAAACUGAACAGCUACAACUCUCAGGUGAUUAAGCAUCAGAGAACUGCUAAAUUAGAGAAAGCCCAUGUAUGCAGUGAAUGUGGGAAAGUCUUCAUCAAAAAGUCUCAGUUCAUUGAUCAUCAGAAGGUUCAUACAGGAGAGAAACCUCAUGGAUGCAGUAUGUGUGGGAAAGCAUUUUCCAGAAAGUCCAGGCUUAUUGAACAUCGGAGAACUCAUGCAGGACUGAAACACUAUGAAUGUACCGAAUGUGACAAAACAUUUCUGAAGAAAUCACAACUCAAUAUACAUCAGAAAACUCAUGUGGGAGAGAAACCUUAUGCAUGCAAUGAAUGUGGGAGAGCCUUCAGCAAGAAGUGUCGGCUUAUUUAUCAUCAGCGAACUCAUACAGGAGAGAAACCUUAUGGGUGUAAUCUGUGUGGGAAAGCCUUUUCUACAAAGUUCAGUCUCUCUACUCAUCAGAAAACUCAUACAGGAGAGAAGCCGUAUACAUGCAGUGAAUGUGGAAAAGGCUUCUUUGAGAAGAGACGUCUUAUCGCACAUUAUCGAACUCAUACUGGAGAGAAACCCUUUAUAUGCAGUGAAUGUGGGAAAGGCUUCACUUUGAAGAACAGUCUCAUCACACAUCAGCAAACUCAUACCAAAGAGAAAUCAUAUACAUGCAAUGAAUGUGGAAAAGGCUUUUCCAUGAAGCACUGUCUCAUUGUACAUCAGCGAACUCAUACUGGAGAGAAACCCUAUAUAUGCAAUGAAUGUGGAAAAGGCUUUCCCCUGAAAAGUCCACUUAUCAGACAUCAGCGAACACAUACAGGAGAGAAACCCUACGUAUGCAGUGAAUGUGGAAAAGGCUUCACCAUGAAGAGCGAUCUCAUCGUACAUCAGCGUACUCAUACUGCAGAGAAACCAUAUGUAUGCAGUGAUUGUGGAAAAGGCUUCACUGUGAAGAGCCGUCUGAUUGUACAUCAACGAACUCAUACAGGAGAGAAACCUUAUGUGUGCAAUGAAUGCGGAAAAGCCUUCCCAGCAAAGAUCCGACUGGUUGGACAUCAGCGAACUCACACUGGAGAGAAGCCCUAUGUAUGCAAUGAAUGCGGAAAAGGCUUCACUGAAAAGAGCCAUCUCAAUGUACAUCGGCGCACUCAUACUGGAGAGAAACCGUAUAUAUGCAAUGAAUGUGGGAAAGGCUUAACUGGGAAAAGCAUGCUCAUCGCACAUCAGCGAACUCAUACUGGAGAGAAACCCUAUAAGUGCAAUGAAUGUGGAAAGGGCUUCACUAUGAAGAGCACUCUAGGUAUACAUGAGCGAACUCAUACUGGAGAGGAACCCUACAAAUGCAACGAGUGUGGUAAAGCCUUCAGGAAGAAGACAUGCCUCAUACAGCAUCAGAGAUUUCACACGGGAAAAACUUUCUUUGCAUGUACUGAAUGUGGGAAAUUCUCUUUGCGCAAAUAUGAUCUCAUUACCCAUCAGAGAAUUCACACAGGCGAGAAACCAUAUGAAUGCGGGGUAUGUGGAAAAGCCUUCACCACAAAGUCAGGACUCAAUGUUCAUCAUCGGAAACAUACAGGAGAGAGGCCCUAUGAAUGCAAUGAUUGUGGGAAAUCUUUUGCCCACUUGUCAAUCCUUGUUAAACAUAGAAGAAUGCACACCUAAUCAUUGUGGAAAGACUGUUCCCAGUUUUGAGUCACGGAUAUUAGUAUUUGUAUGGAAGAAUAAAUGAAUGCAGACAAUGUGGUAGUGUCUUUAGUGAUCAGUUACCUCACAUUAUAUGUCAAAGGAAAGAUGUACAAAUGAAAUAUAAAAAUCAUUCUUAACCAUUUUAUAGGUCAUUUUGUGUCUAAGAAGUAUAUACCGAGAUAAAUCAUAUGAAUGGACAGUCUAGGAAAGACCACAGUGGGAAUAUAGUCUCUGUCUUCAUUGUAACUCAUCAUAUUUGGAUGUGUUUAACCAAGUUUAUAAGUAACAUCACAUAGUUUCUGAAACCAACAUAAAUAUGAUUUUCUAUAUGUUUUUAUUUUUAAAACAAGUUUAAAGUCACAAAAACAAAUAAUCUGGAGAAUUUUCGUGUAUCCUUCACCCAGCUUCUUCCAAAGAUACCAUCAGUUUUAAUAGGCAUACAUUUUUGUUUUUUUCAUGUAUAGUUAGUUUUAUCUCAUGUAUAUGUGUAAUUAGAAGCACAUCUGUGCUACAGUGAAUUAAUAUAUCCCUUCUGGCCAUAGUUUGUACCUCCCUCCAGAUGACUGGGUGAGGACUAUACAAAUGAGGUGCUGUGGCCAACCAAUGGGAUUGGAUGCUAAUAAUGUAAAUAAGGGCAAAGCACCAUUGUGGGGUGGGGCCAUAAAAAUAAGAUGUAUGGAAUACUAAAGAGGGAAUUGGUCAGUUUUGCCAUCUUGAUAGGCUUAAAAGAGCAGUCAAUCCCAGAGCAGAAGGGCACCUACCACCACCAAGAAAGAAGAGCUAGGAGCUGAGCAUGUCCGUUGGACCCAGGAUCUCUUCACUGAGACCUCCUAGACCCAGGAGACAGAUCUAUAACACCAGAGACAGCGAGAAGCAGCAUCAGCGAAACGGCAGCAUCAGAGGCAGCCAAACCAGGAGACCAGCAGGAGAUGGCGUGGUGGGCUUCCUGGCCCACGGAGCAUAAUGGUUAUGGUAGGUUUGCCGACCCACAGAGUAGAGAAUUGAGUGCCUUUGGGCAGGAGGCUUCCUAGUGGAGUGUGGUGCCACCGUGCACUUGGUGGUAGAGCUAGGCUCACUGACCCACAGAGCAAGGGAGCUGAGCACCUUCAGGCCGAGGCUUACCAGCAGAGUGGAGUGCCGCUGGGCACUUAGCAGCAGAGCUAAAAGAGCUUUGUAACAUUUGCCUGAGCAUGGCAGAGGUCUAGGGGCUAGAGAGAGGUGUGCCUGUUGGCAAGACUGAGAAGAGGCUUUCCUGAUCAAAGAACUGUAUCCUAAGCAUUCCUGAACCUGAAUUGUAACCUGUUACUUCCCUAACCAAAAAAACCCAAACCUGUUGCCGUUGAAUC